This is a messenger RNA of Sphaeroforma arctica JP610, 1095 nucleotides long. Its product is annotated as CMGC/MAPK/ERK1 protein kinase. The transcript has 8 exons. The coding region runs from base 1 to 1095 and encodes 364 amino acids. Gene Ontology annotation, cellular component: cytoplasm; nucleus. Gene Ontology annotation, biological process: protein phosphorylation; intracellular signal transduction. Gene Ontology annotation, molecular function: MAP kinase activity; ATP binding. The record is from RefSeq and is a predicted model, not a curated record. Lineage: Eukaryota; Ichthyosporea; Ichthyophonida.
AUGGCCAGCGAAGAUGGCACAGUGACUAUCCGUGGGCAGGUGUUCAAAGUCGGAACACGGUACCAAAAGCUCGAGUUUAUUGGGGAGGGCGCCUAUGGAAUGGUCUGCUCUGCAAACGAUACAUUAUACAACAGACAGGUGGCAAUUAAGAAAAUCAGUCCCUUCGAACACACUACGUACUGUCAGAGGACUGUUCGAGAAAUCAAAAUACUCAACGCCUUCGACCAUGAGAAUGUCAUAGGCAUCUUGGACAUGAUUCAACCAACUAGCUACGAUGACUUCAAAGAAAUAUACAUAGUGCAAGAGCUCAUGGAGACGGACUUGUACAAGCUCCUUAAAAGUCAGACGCUCAGCACAGAACACAUAUGCUAUUUUGUAUAUCAAAUUCUGAGGGGGCUUAAAUACGUGCACUCGGCCAACGUAUUGCAUCGCGAUCUCAAGCCGAGCAAUGUGCUACUCAACGCCAACUGCGACUUAAAAAUCUGCGACUUCGGACUAUCACGGGUGGGUAACUCGAACACGGGCGACAUCUACACGGAAUACGUGGCCACGCGAUGGUACCGUGCACCGGAAAUCAUGCUGAACAGUCGGUGCUACGACCAGAGCAUCGAUGUAUGGUCAGUGGGGUGCAUAUUGGCGGAGAUGUUGGGGGGAAGGCCCCUGUUCCCGGGCAAGCACUAUAUCGAUCAGUUGAGUCUGAUCAUGAAUGUGAUCGGAACGCCGACCGAGGAAGAUCUGUUGGCGAUAGGAAAUGAGAAGGCCAGGAAUUACAUCGCGGCACUGCCGAAGAGCGAGAAGAUUCCAUGGCAACAGAUGUAUCCCAAGGCAGAUGCCGUGGGUUUGGAUUUGCUCGAGGGUUUGCUAACAUUCGAUCCACAUCGACGUCUCACUGUCAACGCAGCCUUGGCCCAUCCGUUUUUCGAGCAGUAUUCAGACCCUGAUGACGAGCCUGUGAGUGAGAAGCCCUUUGUGCAUGGCUUCAAUGAGGAGUCUAUGAUGAAGGAACAAUUACGAAUGGUACUCUGGCAAGAGGGCUUAAUUUUCAAAAGAAAGCGCAAGGUCGCGGAGCCGGAUCAAAAUGCUAUGGAAACCUAA